AUGCUCUGCCGUCUCCUCUCCCUGCUGCUCCUGGCCGCCCUCCUCGCCGCCGCGGCUGGGCACGGGGAUUCCUCCGCGUCCUCAUGCCCCUUCCACGGCGGCCACGACGAGGAGCCCCACGAGCACCAUGACCACGGGCACAGCUGCGGGGGCGCCCUCGACGAUUCCAAUCACGAGCACCACCACCACCACAGCCACCAUCACCGCGACGAGAUCCAGCGGCUGCUUCCCGAGGAACUGGCCGAGGAGGCGGAUCUCGAGCUCGAGGGCUUCGACCACGACCACCAUCACCACCAUGAUCACCACCACGACCACAUCCACCGCGAUUUCCAGCCAGAGUCAACACCCAUGGGCGUGUGGCUGAGAGCGAUGGGGUGCUCGCUGCUGGUUAGCAUGGCGUCGCUCGUCUGCCUCAUCCUCCUCCCAGUAAUCUUGUUUCAGGGGAAACCGUCGAAGGCCGUUGUGGAUGCACUUGCAGUGUUUGGGGCAGGCGCAAUGCUUGGAGAUUCAUUCCUUCAUCAACUGCCUCAUGCUUUUGGUGGAGGGCACUCUCAUUCACACAAUCAUGAGGAUCAUGAUCAUGCUCAUGAGCAGUCACAUGCACACUCCCUGAAAGAUCUUUCUGUUGGCUUGUCUAUUUUAUGCAAUAUUCCUCGAAACAUCCAACCAUUUCAUGCAGUUGGUAUUGUAUUGUUCUUUAUUGUCGAGAAGAUUGUGAGGUACGUUGAGGACAAUUCUCAAAGGGGGGGUCAUAGCCAUGGGCACCAUCAUCACCAUCAUAAGCGACAAGACAUUAGUGAUAAGGCCAAGUCGGGUCACAUAAAAAGUGACGAUGAGGGUAAAGACACAGAUCAAGUGCAACAAAAUUCUUUGCAUGAUGGCGCAACCAGAAAAAUGAUAGAUGCUGAAAAUGAGCAAGAGUCAAAUGCUACUAAGGAAGCCGUUUUAGGAUCACAGAGAUCAGGUUUGGACGUGGUGCCUGGUGCCACCGACAGAGAGCCUAUCAAUUCUGAAACUAAUCCUGCCCCUGGCAAAACAUUAUCGAGUGAAGAUCCCUCUGUUUCAAACUCCAACCUCGUGUUUGGCUACCUCAAUCUUUUCUCAGAUGGUGUUCAUAACUUCACUGAUGGGAUGGCUCUUGGAAGUGCUUUUCUGCUACAUGGUUCUGUUGGAGGAUGGUCUAGAACUUUAUUUCUGCUCGCUCAUGAACUUCCUCAAGAGAUUGGGGAUUUUGGGAUUCUGGUUCGCUCAGGAUUCACCGUAACUAAAGCCCUGUUUUUCAACUUUCUCUCUGCGCUGGUUGCUCUGGGUGGGACAGCACUGGCACUGUCGUUGGGAACGGAUCCAGGACAUUCCUCUUUGAUUGAGGGAUUUACUGCUGGUGGUUUUAUUUACAUUGCUGUUGCCGGAGUUCUCCCACAGAUGCACGAUCAGAAAACUACGCUAAGCAACUCGAUGUGUCAGUUGAUUUUCCUGACAAUGGGAAUGCUGGUCGCUCUUGGCAUAUCUUUGGUAGAAUGA
Triticum turgidum subsp. durum (durum wheat) is the source of this 1521-nucleotide messenger RNA. NCBI's taxonomy places the organism in Eukaryota, Viridiplantae, Streptophyta, Magnoliopsida, Poales, Poaceae. The record is from the annotation of a GenBank genome assembly.